Octodon degus (degu) is the source of this 3184-nucleotide messenger RNA. RefSeq names its product E74 like ETS transcription factor 1 (gene Elf1). Gene Ontology annotation, cellular component: nucleus. Gene Ontology annotation, molecular function: sequence-specific DNA binding; DNA-binding transcription factor activity, RNA polymerase II-specific. Gene Ontology annotation, biological process: cell differentiation; regulation of transcription by RNA polymerase II. The transcript has 10 exons. The record is from RefSeq and is a predicted model, not a curated record. Lineage: Eukaryota; Metazoa; Chordata; Mammalia; Rodentia; Octodontidae. Bases 827 to 2677 code for a protein of 616 amino acids.
AGGGGCAAAAGCCGGACGGGACCUGAUCCGAAGAAUAGGAACUUUAAGCCCCCGCGCCGGCCCGCUUUUCUUGGUCCUUCCCUGGAUCCAGAACCAACACGCGCCUAGGCUCGCUGGCUGGUAGCCAAUGAGCUCGCGCACCGCCUCCGCCCAGAACGCAAACAGCUGUUCCCAGUAGACGGCUCCGCCCUCUACUUUGCCAACUAGUCCGCACGUACUUUGACCAACCGAGUAACCCGGACCUGUGGGCUGGGAGCCGUUGUCGGAGUUAAAGAAAGGUGAAAUAGCUGGUUCUGGGGCUCUGCGAGUCGCGAGACUUCGCCGUAGAACUUUCUUGCGACGCGGCGCGGCCCUGCCUCUUUCCCACGAAGCCCGCGCACUCCGGCCUGGGCUCCUUCCCGCGGGUGGACAGUGGGGCUGCGGCUCGGCGGCGGAGCGUCGGCGGUGGGAACUGUAGCCGAGGUGGCAGCGUCAUCUGCUCUUGUCAGGCUUGGCACUAAGGUGAGCUUGAUCAAGAUUGUGAAGAUCUGUCUUAAAAGUCUGAGACUUUGUAAACAAAGAACUAAAAACUCAUCAAUUGUGCUUCAUUUACAUGAAGGUCAAGAAGCUUAAGAGAAGAAAAAGUUUAGAAAAAUUGCCUGUUUGUUUAGAGUACUAGUGAACCAAGAUAAUUUGAAGCAUUUGUUUUAAAGAGCACCUUGGGUACACAGUGAUUUCACGGACUUGGCUGAGAGGUUUUACCUAAAUUUGUUAAUGGACCCUACUGCCUAAUACUGGAACCUGUUUGGAAUUUUUUCUCAUGUGGAUCUAAGGGGAAUGCUUUAUUAUGGCUGCUGUUGUCCAACAGAACGACCUAGUAUUUGAAUUUGCUAGUAACGUCAUGGAGGAUGAACAACAGCUUUGUGAUUCAGCUAUUUUUCCUGCUGUAAUUGUGGAACAUGUUCCUGGUGCUGAUAUUCUCAAUAGUUAUGCUGGUCUAGCCUGUGUGGAAGAACCCAAUGACAUGAUUACUGAAAGCUCACUGGAUGUCGCUGAAGAAGAAAUCAUAGAUGAUGAUGAAGAUGACAUCACACUCACAGUUGAAUCUUCUUGUCAUAAUGGAGAUGAAACAAUUGAAACUAUUGAGGCUGCUGAGGCACUGCUUAAUAUGGAUUCUCCUGGCCCUAUGUUGGAUGAAAAACGAAUAAAAAAUAAUACAUUUAGUUCAUCUGAAGAUGACAUUAUUAUUGCUCCAGUCACCCAUGUAUCUGUCACAUUAGAUGGGAUUCCUGAAGUGAUAGAAACUCAGCAGGCACAAGAAACAUAUGCUGACUCACCAGGAGCCUCCUCACCAGGGCAGCCUAAAAGAAAGAAAGGGAGAAAAACUAAGCCCUUACGACCAGAUUCUCCAGCCACUACACCAAAUAUAUCUGUGAAGAAGAAAAACAAAGAUGGGAAGGGAAAUACAAUUUAUCUUUGGGAGUUUUUACUGGCCCUGCUGCAGGACAAAGCUACUUGUCCUAAAUAUAUCAAAUGGACCCAGCGAGAAAAGGGCAUUUUUAAAUUGGUCGAUUCUAAAGCAGUUUCCAGGUUGUGGGGGAAGCACAAGAACAAACCUGAUAUGAAUUAUGAGACUAUGGGACGAGCACUCAGGUACUAUUACCAAAGGGGUAUUCUGGCAAAAGUAGAAGGUCAGCGCUUGGUGUAUCAAUUUAAAGAAAUGCCAAAAGAUCUUAUCUAUAUAGAUGAUGAAGAUCCAAGUUCCAGCAUAGAGUCUUCAAAUCCAUCACUGUCUUCAACAGCCACUUCAAGCAGGAAUCAAGCAACUCGAUCAAGAGUAUCUUCAAGUCCAGGGAUUAAAGGAGGCGCCACUACUGUUCUAAAACCAGGGAAUUCUAAAGCUACAAAACCCAAAGAUCCUGUGGAAGUUGCACAGCCACCAGAAGUUCUGAGGACAGUGCAGCCCUCACAGUCUCCAUAUCCUACCCAACUCUUUCGGACUGUUCAUGUAGUACAGCCAGUACAAGCUAUCCCAGAAGAAACAUCUGUAACCAGUGGCAUACAGGAAGAGACAUUAAAUUCUUCCAUUCAGAGUAUUAGGACUCUACAGGCUCCAGCCCAAGUUCCAGUGGUUGUGUCUCCUGGGAGCCAGCAGUUACAUACAGUAACACUCCAGACAGUGCCACUUACAACAGUUAUAGCUAGCACAGAUCCAUCAGCAGGUGGUGCAUCUCAGAAAUUUAUUUUACAAGCCAUUCCAUCAUCACAGCCCAUGACAGUACUCAAAGAAAAUGUCAUGUUACAGUCACAGAAGCCAGGCUCUCCUUCAAUUGUCUUUAGCCCUACCCAAGUACAGCAGGUUCUUACUAACAAUGUUCAAUCUAUUUGUAAUGGAACCGUCAGCAUGACUUCAUCUCCAUCCUUCAGUGCAACUACCCCUGUGGUGACAUUUUCUCCUCGAAGUUCACAACUGGUUGCUCAUCCACCUGGCACUGUAAUCACUUCAGUUAUCAAAGCUCAAGAAACAAAAACUCUUACAAAGGAAGCUGAGAAAAAGGAUGUUGAAGAUCAUUUGAAAGAAGACAUUGAGAAAACUGAACAGCCACAGCCUUAUGUGAUGGUGGUAUCCAGUUCCAAUGGAUUUACCUCUCAGGUAGCUAUGAAGCAAAAUGAACUGCUGGAGCCCAACUCUUUUUAAGUAAUACCAAAGGAAUUAGGGCUGACUUCUUUUAAAAAUUGGACUAAUUUUCAGUUGUCUGCAAACUAAGAUAAAUCCACAGAGGUCCCUAAUUUUCUAAUUGUAAAAAAUAAUUUAGAGUUAAUUGUGGCUUUGUUAGAUAAGAAAGGAAAGCCCAAGUUUUCUCUUUAUACUCCAAAUGUUUCAGAAGUCAAUUGUGAAGGAACUGGCAUUUUAUACUAUGAAUCCAUUUUUUGAAAUUUUCUUCAGUUAUGUCAUAAGCAUUUUUAAAGUUUCUUUUCUAAUUUUACAUUGUAGCUUUUCUCAUUCUUUUGUAAAUAUAAUAAACAAGGUAACAGGAGUUUUAUAUAGGAAAUAUUUGCAUUCCACUUGUUUAAGUUGUGACUAUCAAAUGCAAGAAAAUUAUGUUGUUAAAAUUGUGUCACUAAGAUUGAAUUUAUUUGGCUGCACUCUACAACACAAGUAUGAAUAUAUAGAACAGCAUUAAAAAUUGCUAUAUGCCCAUGC